CGUCGUCGAAGGCCCAUAAUAUAAUCCCCAGCUGUUGAUCAGUCAUGCCGGGACAUCUCGUUCAAAGGAAUGCCGGGGUCACGGUUGAGAACGAGGAGAGGAUUGUCGCACUCAAGAACUCGCAAACGCCAAAGACGCCUGCCACGAUCAAGAAGCAGGGGACACUUGAUUCUUUCUUUGGUGUUACUCCAUCGAAGGCUAAGGCUGCUGUCACUCCUGCGCCGAAGACCGCUACGAAGCGAACAAAAUCCGAAGCGACACCGGCGUCCACCAAGUCCUCCGCCAAGCGCCCUGCGAAGAAGCAGAAGAUCGUCGUCGACGAUGACUUUGAGCCAGAACAAUCCGCAUCUGAAGCUGAAGAAGAUGAAGCCUCCGAGGUUGCCCCAUCAUCCGCUGAAUCCUCGGCCGCCGAGGAGUCCGAGGUCGAGGAAAUUCUUCCCGAGGAGAAACCCAAGCUGAAGCAGCGCACCAUCUCAAACAAGCGCUCCACCUCCUCCCCAGCCGUCUUUCCCGGUGCAAAAAGAGGCGCUGGAGCCGAUUACUCUGAUCUCCCACCCAUUUCCUCCAUCCCAGCUAUGUUCCAGGAUAUGGUCGGUAACAUCCCUCAAAUCGCCGACGUCGCCAAACACCUCGCUGGACGCAAACUCCGCGUCGCCACGAUGUGUUCUGGAACCGAGUCCCCUCUCCUCGCUCUUGGUCUUAUCUCCCGCGCGAUUGAGAAGAUUUACGGGGUCAAGUUUGGCGUUCAGCAUGUCUUCUCAUGUGAGAUCGAGCCGUUCAAGCAAGCUUACAUCGAGAGGAACUUCCAGCCUCCGCUUUUGUUCCGUGAUAUCUGUGAACUCGGGAAUGAGAAAGCUACAACUGCUUACGGCGCCAAAGCCACAGUCCCGGGUGAUGUCGACAUGCUCGUCGCUGGUACGUCUUGCGUCGACUACUCCAACCUCAACAACGAGAAGCAGGACUUCGAGGCACAGGGUGAGUCCGGGCAGACCUUCCGUGGUAUGAUGUCCUGGGUUAUCAAGAACCGCCCCCCUGUUGUCAUCUUGGAGAAUGUGUGUAACGCGCCGUGGGACAAGGUCAAGAAGGCAUUCGAGAAGGAGGGUUACUCUGCCCAGUUCCAGCGUUUCGAUACGAAGCAGUACUACAUUCCGCAUACUCGUACGCGUGUGUACUUGUUUGCCUACUACAAGCCCAAAACCUCGUUGCCGGAGAAGUGGAAGCACAUGGUUGCGUCGCUAUCUCGUCCCGCAUCCUCGCCUCUUGAGGCUUUCCUUCUACCCUCCGACGACCCGCGUAUUCAUCAAGCUCGCGAGAAGCUGGUUCGAGAGGCUGGAUCGGGGUUGGAGCGUCGCGGUCGUACCGACUGGGGUAAGUGUGAGUCUCGUCACCACCGUGCUCGUCAUGAGGAGGGACUUGGUACCAACCGUCCCUUGACCGCGUGGCAGCAGCAGGGUGAGUGUACGCUUCCGGACUUUGCCUGGAAUGAUUGGGGACUUGCUCAGACCGAGCGUGUUCUCGAUUUGUUGGAUGUUAACCAACUGCGCAUGGCGUUGAAGGGUGUCGACUCCGCCUUCAAAACCCUCGUUUGGAACCUCUCCCAAAACGUCGAUCGUACCACCGGCUCUGUUCGCCCUGGUAUCUGUCCCUGUCUUACGCCCUCAAUGAUUCCGUAUAUCACGAAUCGUGGUGGUCCCCUGGUUGGACUCGAGGCGUUGUCGUUGCAGGGAUUGCCUGUCGAGGAGUUGUUGUUGACGAGGGAAAGUGAGGAUAACUUGGCGGAUUUGGCUGGUAAUGCGAUGACCUCUACUGUUGUUGGUGUUUCUAUGCUUGCGGCACUCGUGUUGGCGAAGAACGAGUUGAGGUUGGGUGAGGAAGUCCCCAUGGAGGUUGAUGAUGUUGACGAUACUGUCGUUGAGAUCGUCGAGGCUGUUGUCGGAGAGGAGCAGUUGAAGGAGAAGCCGCUUCGCAUCGAUUCCGCUGAGAGCGUCCAGAUUGCGAAGAUCCUUGAGGAUGCUCAACGCAGUUCAAGACAUUGUGACUGUGAGGGAAGAAGUGGUACGACUGAUCGUGAUAUCCAGCGCUGUCAAGAUUGUCAUACUACUACUUGCGUCAAGUGUGGUCGUCGUCCUGAACAUAACUACACCAUCGAGAAGGCGCAGCGUCUCCCGCCUUCGGAGUUUGAGAAGGAACUCUCUGCAGCCUUGCAGAUGCGUAUUCGCGUCGAAGGGAUUACUCGUGAGACUCUUGAGGCAGCGCGAGCGGUGAACGGGGCUAACGUCGCGGACAAGGGUUGGGAAAUGUGGAGCGAGGCUGUUUUGAAUGCGCUUGUGUCCACUGAAACAGAGUUCCGAUUCAAGAGUUUGACCCGUCAGGACAUCUGGACUGCGGUGUACCAUGCUCCUGAUGCUUCGCUUGAGUUGAUGUUGAACCCGGCUAUGCCGCAAUGGCAGUUGUUUGUCAAGGCUCCAGAAAGUGCGCCGAUGAACAGCCCGUUGAGGAGGUUAUUGGAACAGCCUGUUGCGCGUAUGAGGCUCGGUGCUUCGGGUUCAUCUUUCUUCGAAGGCAAGUGGCAGAUCUGCAUUCCUGCUGUGCACAAGUUCUCGAUCGAGAUCAAGGGGUGCGGAGAGAAGGUUCCUUCUUACGAAGCCAGGAUUGGGCUACAGGAAGAGUAUGCGAACAAAAAAUGGUGGAGUAAGAUUAACGUCUCUGUCGUCCCGGAGAGUGAGGAUGCGAAGCAAUAUCUUGAUCGUGAUAUCUCCGGUACCUACACUCUUCAUGAAAAGUGCGGUACUGCCAUGGGUGCGCUACACAAGAGGGAGAAGACCGAUGAUCUCGCUGAUAUCUUCCUCUUCCUUGAUCCUACUAGAGCUGGAGAACCCGAGCAAGAUCCCUUCGUGUUUUCUUCCAGUAUUAGGAGAUACAACUACGGAGAGGAGCGGCCUAUUAUUGCGAGAGUGGACACAAAGUGGCGUCCUAAUGCGAAGGAUUCUGUACAGAAGAUUUCGUGUGAAGCGAAUGGUACGUGGUUGAUUGUCGAUGCUGUCAAGUUUGCGAAAUCGGGCGCUGCUGCCAAUGCUACGUAUGCUAUGCCUGACCCUGAAGACUUGAGCGUGAAUAUUACUACUAAGGGCUGCGAGGCUGCUACGGCUAUGCUUUUGGCAAAGGUGCCGCUCAAGGCAUCAGCAGAUGAUGAUGACCUGUGGCCUCGCGGUCGAUGGAGUGAGGUCGAUCUUCAACACAAGGGACGCGCAACCUUCGAAGCUCUGUCCUGGAUCACCGAGAGGUUGCCUACUAGUCAAGGUAUCUCCGAAUGGGUGGAUGCUGGCGUCGGGGAUCUUGAUGCAUCUAAAUCUUCGUGCGAACGAUGUGCUCCUUCGGCACCCAUCAUCAAGUGGUUGUCUGGCGAUAAGGGUUACGUGCCGUACGAGGACCCCAUUGAGGCUGGCGCAUACGAACAAUCGCUCAAGAAGCGACCUUCUCCUUUCGUUGUGCAACUUCGCCUUGAGAACGGGUUUGGUCUGUUACGCAUUGGUGCGAAUAUCACCUCGCUCCUCCAUCGUGCUUUGCACCUGCUUGCGAAAACGGGAUCGAAUAAGACCCAAAAGCCGCGUCUUUCUUGGCGUUUGGACAUGAACCAUGAUGCUACUCGAUUCUUCGACCCAAACACUCGCUUCUCGUUGUCGAGUAACAAAAAGGAUCCAGAGCAUUCUCAACCUCCACUCUGGAGCGAAGAGUUCCCUCUUCGUCCUGAACAGCUUCGUUCUCUGGGAUGGAUGUUGCGUCAGGAAUCCAAAAACGCUCCUCCCUUCAUUGAAGAGGAGAUUGAGGAGGCCUUGUUGAAACCGCUUGGCUGGAGGGCGGAAGCUCGGGCUACUCGUGCGGUGCAUGGCCGUGGUGGUGUCGUUGCCGACGAGGUUGGGUAUGGAAAGACUGCCAUUACGCUUGGUUUGGUUGCAUCUACUUUGGAAGAACCUCUCGUGGCCAGAGACAUAAAACCGGAGGUCGAUGGUGUUAUCCCGGUGAAGGCAACGUUGGUACUUGUGCCCGCUCACUUGACGAAGCAGUGGCCUUCGGAAGUGGAGAAGUUCACAGAGAACAACCUUAAGAUUGUCGCUAUCCCCACUGUUGCGGAAUUGAACAAGCUUACUGUUGCGAAGAUCCAGGAAGCGGAUAUUGUCAUCUGCUCAUCCAGUGUGUUCGGCAGUGAUCUUUACUGGUCGAAUUUGGCCGCUCUCGGCGGUAACGAACUACCCAAUAACAAGGCUGGUGGACGUCACUUCGAUGACAAACUCUCUGAGACGCUCCAGACGCUCAAGAAGCAGGUCAUUGCCCUCACAGCCGAGGGUGGUGUCAAACAGGUCUUGAGCAACAUCGAGACCGCGCGUGAGGAGGCCGCCGAGCGUGCCGCAGAGGAGGCACAGAGAUUACAAUCGAAGCGAUUGAAGGGUAAGAAGUACCGUGAUGCGCAGAAGAAGAAGGCUGCUGGCGAUAGUGACAGUGAAGAUGAACCUGUGGUCAAGAAGCCCGUAAAGAAAAACGCCCGCGAAGACAAGGACCCUUGGAAGCUCGGCUCUGCUGCGAAGAAAGACUGGAAGCAGUUACACUGUCCACCGCUGGAGAUGUUCCACUGGAAGCGUGUCGUCAUUGACGAGUACACCUAUUUGUCUGGCAGGGAGCAUGCUGCAGUUAUCCAUAUGAAAGCCAGUGCUCGUUGGGUCUUGUCGGGUACACCGCCUGUGUUCAACUUCUCUGCCGUGAAAUCCAUCGCUGUUUUCCUUGGCAUCUCCCUUGGUAUCGACGAUGAAAGUGAUUUGUCGAAGAAGCAGAAGAAGGAGCAGACUGCUGCAGAGCGUUUCCACGCCUUCCGUGACGCUCGUUCCGCUUCGUGGCAUGCACGUCGCCAUGAGGUUGCUCAGGCUUUCCUUGAUCAGUUCAUGAGGCAGAACGUGGCGGAAAUCGACGAGAUUCCCACCGAGUAUCAUCUUAACCGCGUCACUCUUCCUGCGGCCGAGCGUGCAAUUUACCUUGAGCUUGAACAUUAUCUUCAGGCGCUUGACAUGAACAUUCGUCGCAAAGGCAAGAAGAGUACUCAUGGUGAUCGUGAUGCUCGUCUUGCCGAAGCUCUGGGCAAGAGUAGCUCUUCCGAGGAAGCACUCUUGAAGCGUUGUUCUCAUUUCGACCUCGACGAGAAGGAUGAUAAGGAGAAUGCGAUUCAAGCUUGUGACAUCAUUGUUCAAGAGCGUACUGGUCAGCUUGAGGACUGCAAACGCGAUUUGCUCAGGAUCCUCAUCAAGACGAAGGAUGCGCACAAGCGUGCGAUGAAGGAAGCUCAUGGGUUUGGUGAAGUUGCCGAUCCUUGGAAGGAGUUCAGGGCCUCUGUUUCUGAUAAGCGUUUGGGUGAUCUUGAAGCUGCCGAAGCAGUGAGCGACCUCCUCGCCGAAGUUGAAGCUGGCGCGAAAAUCGAGAAGAAGUCUAAGUCUUCGAAGAAUAAGGAUAGAUACGACUCCGACGACGACCCUUCCAAGAAGAAACCGAAGACUGUUGAAGAGAUCCGCUGGGACGCCCGUGAGCGUGUUCAUGGAGUUCGUGCUGUUGCGAAGGAGCUUGUACUUCGUUUCCGAUCUCUUCGCUACUUCACGAUUGUCCGUGACAUUCAGAAGCGCAUUGAGCUUGCCGUGGAGUGUCCUGGAUGCCACAACCAGAUCUCGACCGAAAAUGUUGCCGUCAUGUCUUCCUGCGGUCACACGGGAUGCUAUGAGUGCCUCUUGAGAUCUGCAGUCGAGAAAGAGCGCUGUGUUUCGGAGGAUUGUCUGGCUGCCGCUCGUUCUCUCAACGUCAUCAAGUCCGAGACUCUCGGUGUCGAGGAUGAGAGUCUUCGUGAAGGCCGUCAUUUCGGAGUGAAGUUGGAGAAGGUAGUGCGAUUGAUUAAGGACAUCCCCGAGGACGAGAGAAUUCUCUUAUUCGUGCAGUUUUCUGAUCUUAUGGAGAAGGUCGCUCUGGCUUUGAGCGAGCACCGCAUCGAUUUCCUCCAGGUUGAAGGAUCAGCACACAAGAAGUCCUCGAACCUUCAGCGAUUCCAGGAUGGCCAGGCUCGUGUGUUGUUGCUGAAUGCAGGAGACGAGAGUGCGUCCGGUGCGAACCUUACCGUGGCGAACAACAUCAUCUUCCUGAGCCCCUUGCUCGCUGAUACCCAGCAGAAGUACGAUGCAGCGGAGACUCAGGCCAUCGGUCGUGCUCGUCGUUAUGGUCAACAGAAGACUGUUCACAUUUGGAGGUUCUUGUCGAACGGCACGAUCGACGAGGAGAUUUUUGAGAGUAGAGCGAAGCAGGUUACUGGUGGGGGACGUAACCGUACAUAG
Saitoella complicata NRRL Y-17804 is the source of this 6359-nucleotide messenger RNA. RefSeq lists its product as uncharacterized. Lineage: Eukaryota; Fungi; Ascomycota; Saitoellomycetes; Saitoellales; Saitoellaceae. Bases 45 to 6359 code for a protein of 2104 amino acids. Gene Ontology annotation, molecular function: ATP-dependent chromatin remodeler activity; ATP binding; methyltransferase activity. The record is from RefSeq and is a predicted model, not a curated record. The transcript has 2 exons.